Messenger RNA from Ictalurus furcatus (blue catfish), 1627 nucleotides. Its product is annotated as MORC family CW-type zinc finger protein 3-like. The record is from RefSeq and is a predicted model, not a curated record. The coding region runs from base 48 to 1520 and encodes 490 amino acids. The transcript has 13 exons. Gene Ontology annotation, molecular function: ATP hydrolysis activity; zinc ion binding. Lineage: Eukaryota; Metazoa; Chordata; Actinopteri; Siluriformes; Ictaluridae. Gene Ontology annotation, cellular component: nucleus; PML body.
UCAUCAGAAGCUCACUUUGGAACUGUCGACAGCAGAUUCAUAUAAAGAUGGCAGCAGUAACAAGUAGAGGAAUACCUUUAAGCUCGGUCAGUCCACAGUACCUGCAUGCAAACUCCACUAGCCACACCUGGCCAUUCAGUGCUAUAGCAGAACUGAUCGACAAUGCUUAUGACCCAGAUGUCAGUGCAAAACAACUCUGGAUUGAUAAAUCAGUGAUCAAAGGCCAGGACUGCCUCAUCUUCAUGGAUAAUGGAAAAGGCAUGGACUAUGACAAGAUGCACAAAAUGCUCAGUUUUGGCUUCAGUGAUAAGCAGACAGUAAAUGACCAUGUUCCAGUGGGUCGUUAUGGUAACGGUUUUAAGUCGGGCUCCAUGCGCUUGGGGAAGGAUGCCAUCGUGUUCUCAAAGAAAGCCGACACCAUGUGUGUGGGUUUUCUGUCCCAGACUUACCUCGAGAAGAUAAAAGUACAAACUGUCAUAGUGCCUACUGUCACGUUUACCAACACCGGACAGACUGUCAGUGCUUCACCGGAGCAUGCAGAAGAGUGUCUUCAUGAUAUCCUGACACAUUCUCUGUUUAACACCAAGGAAGAACUGCUGUCUGAGUUCAGUGUCAUUGACGGGUUGUGCACCAACUCAAGUGGAACCCGCAUCAUCAUCUGGAACCUACGCAGAACACCUUCAGGAGAAUUAGAAUUUGAUUUCACGAAGAACCGUUACGACAUCCGGAUCCCUGUUGAUGUGUACGGGAGAACCGGGGAGAUAAACAAGCGGCAGGCAGCAGGUGGCGUGUCAGUGCCUGAGAGUGAAUAUUCACUGCGGGCAUACUGCAGUAUCCUGUACCUGAAGCCAAGAAUGCAAAUUAUCAUUCAAGGGAAGAAGGUGGAAACUGUGUUGGUCACUAAAACUUUAGCAAACGUCUUGACGGACACGUACACGCCUGCUUCUGUUAAUAAGGCAAUAACAAUUACAUUUGGCUACAACACCAAGAGCAGAGAGCACUACGGAUUGAUGAUGUACCACAAAAACCGUCUCAUCAAAGCCUAUGAGCGUGUCGCCUGUCAGCGCAAGGCCGAGGGAAGAGCAGUGGGAGUUAUCGGGGUGAUAGAGUGUAACCACCUCACACCAACUCACAGCAAGCAGGACUUUGAUGAUACUGAAGAUUACAGGAAAAUCUUAAAGAAUGUAGGUAAGAAGCUCGAGGAAUAUUGGAAGCAACAGGUAUAUGCACCUGAGCUUAAACCUAACUGCACUGAGGAUACUGUGAAGCAACCAGAUCAAAACUGUAUUCAGUGUGAUAAUUGUCUGAAGUGGCGAAAACUUCCAGAUGGCAUCGAUCCUAAAAAGCUCCCUGAGAAGUGGUUCUGCCGCAUGAACGCUGACCCGCAAUUCAGGAGUUGUACAGAUGAAGAAGAGCCUGAGGUUUAUGAUGAUGAACAACCCAGAAACCAGAAAACCUACAAACAACAUGAGCGAAACCAGAAGUUGCAGCAGGAGAACUGGAAGCAGGUGAUGACAUGAUGUUUUAACAAGGAUUGAGAAAAAAACACUAAAUGGUAGUGAUGAGAUGCACUUUGUACAUAGGCUAGAUAGGUUUUUUUGUUAUAAAUUACCUGUAGCAAAAAGAG